This is a messenger RNA of Coniophora puteana RWD-64-598 SS2, 591 nucleotides long. RefSeq lists its product as uncharacterized. Gene Ontology annotation, molecular function: nucleic acid binding. NCBI's taxonomy places the organism in Eukaryota, Fungi, Basidiomycota, Agaricomycetes, Boletales, Coniophoraceae. The record is from RefSeq and is a predicted model, not a curated record. The transcript has 4 exons. The coding region runs from base 1 to 591 and encodes 196 amino acids.
AUGGACGACGCCGAACAUCAGUGGAGCCUACCUGUCGACGACGCCGUAGACGAACAAGAGACGGGUAUUGACAAUAACAGAGUAGAAGCCCUUGGGGUUCGACGUACCUUAAAGAGGAUCUACGAUGCGAAGGAUGAGAUCUUUGCUUGCGAGGAUGAAGCCGAGCGAGCUCAAGAGUCUCAUUUGGCGGUUGGGGUGGACUCGAAAUCUAUCACUAAGAUCACGCGCGCUGGUCUUGGGCAGCAUCGUGGCCCGAAUGCAGAUAUAAUGGAGUCCAUUUACGCUGAGGUUCGGAGGUUGAAUGAAGAGGGGAUUCGGGCGUUAGCGGAAAGCGAGUGCCCGCGCGACAGCGUCGGCAUCCAUACGAACUGGGUCGUUGCAACCGACUCCCAGUACGGCAUACAGCGGAUGACGAGUACCCUAGUGCGAGCGGACAAGCAUGAGGACGUUCUCGAGAAAAUCAAGUCGGAGCUCCAGAAGCUUAAGAAAAAGGGCAGCCGGGUGGACUUCUGGCAUAUCGGGCGCGUCCAGAAUCGUGCCGCUGAUCUUCUGGCGCGAGAUGCAGCGAAGAAGUCGUUGGAAAAGAAGUAA